UUACGACGCUCCCUUACCACUUCCAACACGACCUUUGCCCUAGCAUGCAGUGGAUAAUAACAGGAAGACUGUGCCCACUCCGACAGAGUCACAUUAUCCAAGACGUGCUUACACAUUUACCGAGGUUUGUGUCUCGUCGAAGUAUGUCUUCGUCUCAAGCUAAACGACCGGUUUCCUUACUGGGAACUAUGGCGUUCGGUGGGCGAGCCGACGCCGACCAGAGCCUGGAGAUGGUGAAGACUUUCCUGGGCAGGGGACACAGUAAGGUGGACACAGCCUUCAUGUACAUGGACGGGAAGUCAGAGACGAUCAUAGGAGGCAUGAAUCUUCCCAAAACAGUAAGCAUAGCUACCAAGGCCAACCCCUGGGAUGGGAAGACGUUGAAGCCAGAGAGUGUGCGCUCUCAGUUGGAAACCUCCCUUCAGAGGUUGCGGACCGAUUGUGUGGACCUCUUCUACCUCCAUGCCCCUGACCACGAAAACCCCAUCCAGGAUACCCUUAGGGCUUGCAAUGAACUCCACAAAGAGGGAAAGUUCAAGGAGUUUGGCCUGUCAAACUAUGCAUCGUGGGAAGUGGCUGAGAUUGUGUGCAUCUGCAGACACAACAACUGGAUUAUUCCCACUGUAUAUCAGGGAAUGUACAAUGCCACUACAAGACAGGUUGAGACUGAGUUGCUGCCAUGUCUGAGAAACUACGGAAUGAGAUUCUACGCAUACAAUCCUCUAGCAGGUGGCCUUCUGACAGGAAAGUACCAUUACCAGGACAAAGAUGGCUCCCAGCCUGCAGGAAGAUUCUUUGGCAACAGCUGGUCUGCAGCAUACCAGGACAGAUACUGGAAGCAGAGUCAUUUCCAGGCUAUAAAUGUGGUUCUGAAGGCCAUGGAGGGCGCACACGGCUCGGAGAAACCCACCCUGACUUCUGCUGCUAUGCGAUGGAUGUACCACCACUCCCAACUUAAGGGUGAUCUUGGCGAUGGAGUCAUCAUUGGCAUGUCAAGUAUGGAGCAACUUCAGCAAAACUUGGCUGCUGCAGAGGAGGGUCCUCUGGAUGAGCGAGUGGUUGCCGCUUUCAAUGAGGCCUGGAAUCUCGUAGCCCACGAGUGUCCAAAAUACUUCCGCUAAAGAGCCAAAAUCCAACAACCCAAUAUCAUCCAUGUUUAUACAGAAAAUAGAUGAGAAAGCACUUUUCCUUAGCUACUUACUUGUUUCCUGAAAUGUUUGAAAUGAUUUUUUUUUUGUUAUGAAUGAAUUGAAGACCAGUAUGUAUUAAUCAGUAAGAGCACUUCAUUAAUUUAUAAAAAAUGAAGAUUUUUUUCAGGGAAAAAAACUUUUUUAUGGAAUCUGCCUUAAUUAAACUGUUACAUUAAAAAGAAAAGUAAUUUUC
Messenger RNA from Micropterus salmoides (largemouth bass), 1383 nucleotides. It is a transcript of the gene akr7a3, whose product is annotated as aldo-keto reductase family 7, member A3 (aflatoxin aldehyde reductase). Bases 45 to 1121 code for a protein of 358 amino acids. Lineage: Eukaryota; Metazoa; Chordata; Actinopteri; Centrarchiformes; Centrarchidae. The record is from RefSeq and is a predicted model, not a curated record. The transcript is spliced from 7 exons.